Phaeodactylum tricornutum CCAP 1055/1 is the source of this 804-nucleotide messenger RNA. RefSeq lists its product with no specific name. Bases 123 to 770 code for a protein of 215 amino acids. The transcript has 2 exons. The record is from RefSeq and is a predicted model, not a curated record. Lineage: Eukaryota; Bacillariophyta; Bacillariophyceae; Surirellales; Neidiaceae.
CUCCUCCAAAAACCACCACCAUCGGAACGUGAGGUGUGGACCAUGGACUUCCGAAUGGACUCCGUCAACGGUUCGACACCAUUUACAGCAACCUACAGAAAGCAUACGCGCAUCAAACGGUAAUGGUGGAGACGAAUGCAACCUUACAUCGGUCCGCACAGAAAGCGUUGUCGGCAUCACUAGAGCUGGAAGACUCCCGGCCAGCCAAUCAACAACGUCGUAUCGCAAACGAGACGGUCGAUGCGGAAGGUCAGGCGCAACCGUACCAAUCAGUUGACCACCGGCGUAAGGGACGUACGCCUGAUCCACAAUGGUGGGUAGUAUCCCGGUACAUUCUCCUUUCGUUAAGUGCUAUUGGACUUUCCUUGGCUUGUCCCGGGGACACCAUCCUUUGGAAAAUAUCAGCAACGGGGAAUAGCAGCGCGAGAACCUUCCAUGCUGGUCCCGUGAUCCAUUUAUUAGUUGUGUACGGCUUGCUUUUGGUUUGCUUUUUCCUUGUACAAGGGAGCGACCCGGGCUAUUUGACACCCGAGAAUGUAAAGAAUGUAUCAUUGGAAGAUGGUUUGUCACUACUUGAAGAACAAGUCGAGGACGAGACGCUCGCCCUGUCUGCCCCAUCGGAACACGAUCACUUUCCCCUAAACGUGGAGCUCCACUCGAAUUUGGAAACCGGCAUUCAACGGAGGACUUUGUCCAUCACGGAUGAGAUCCAAGAUCCAUCCGCAGCCGAUUGCUCUUUGGAACCGGAUUCCGUUUCGUGGAUGUCGUAGAAAAUAUUGCGAAAUUUGUCAACUAGCACCUCCU